AUUAUAUUUGUCGUAUGCCCCUUUUUAACACAUGUGUCUCUAUUAAAAAUAACCUAUUUUUAUCUCACGCUUACACUAACAACAACAAUUCCUUACAUAGAAUUCAAAAUUGUUAAAACUCAGUAGACAACACUAACAAUGAAUUUUUAAAUAAAUAAAAAAAAAAAUACAGAAUGGAGACAAAGUAUAGGGAGUUUUGUCCUGCCAUAAACUCGCUUCACUGGAAUGAAAUGAUUAGACUGAUAUCAAGCGGCGAUUCGAUGUGCAACCCCAUUGUUGCUCGUGCAAGCCAAUCUCCCGGUUCUUCAGCACCAUCCAUGCACUCCCAAUCUGGUGCUAGUUCCACUUCAUUUAAAUUAAAGAAAGAUAAAAACAGUAAAGAGGGGAAAAAAAAGAAGACAAAGCAAAGACUUCCCGAAGAUGGUUACAGAAGCAAAAUUCAAAGGUUUUUAAACCCUUGCAAGUCAUAUCCAUCUAAUAAACAAAUUCGUAGAAGACUCAAAGAGCUGGAACGUAAAGUAAAUGACUUUGAAAAGUUUUACAGUAAUGCGCUCGUUAACUGGGUUAAGGAUUCCAAGGAAAAGGAAAAGAGUAAUCGUGAUGACGUUACACCAGUUUAUGUAGGUCGUAAUGAGAAGAAAAAAGUUAAACUUAUUCAGAAGGCAGAUGAAGCAAGUUUGUUGGAAAAGCAUAAAAAAAAUGAAAAUGAUAAAAAAAUCACUAACAAAAAAGGCACACGAGACGUGUCAAAGAAACAACGACCCAACAAAUCAACUAUCAAUUUUGAGAACCCAUUUGUUGUUCAUUCAAGACCCAUAGCUGAUAGAGGAAUAGCUAAGAAUAGGUAUACUAUGAGUCAACAAAGAAGAUUGAGUCCCUCUGCAGUCGAGGAAGAAUUUAGUGCUGAUUCAAAUAUUACUAUUACUCCUAAUGGAACCGGAAAGUAUUAUUUUGUGACUUCUACUGCUGGAUAUGUUAAAGAAUUUGAUGAGGAAGAUGAUUCUUCAGCACCUUAUGAAGCUGCUGCUAAUGUUGCUAAAUUCAGUAAGAAAAAUCUUCUUUGUAUAUUUAACCAAGAAAUUCUCCCUCGAUGCAUUGGUUCUUCCCAUAAAAAUUCUAACAGAUAUAAAAGUAAUAAAAUAAACACAAAAGAAUUUAUAAAUAAAUAUGUUAGCCAUAAGAGUACUUCUACUGAAAGAGCAAUGGUUGAUAAGGCUGUUAACACAAAAGAGAGAUAUUACAAAUUUAAGGAAGAGAACUUACCAACAAAUUAUCCACUCGAUAUCAUGUUGAACACAAAGCCGGAUACUUUUGAAACCGAUCACUCACAAAUUCAUACAAAUGAUUGUACUAUUACGUAUGAAAUACUAAAUACUAAAAUAAAUUCAACGAAUGUAUGUUUCACACCUUACUCAAUCAGUUCUAGCAGCACUUCUAGCAGUGAAAUAAGUGAUAAUUAUAUAAGACUAGCCAGGUAAUGAAAAAAUUAACAACUGAUAUUUGUUGAAGCGUUAAAUUUUUGAAUAUUAUUUGUAUUUAUUUUCCAAUAUUUGUUAAUAGCUGGCUCAUUUCUUUAAUAAAUUUUUUUUCCUGAAGUA
Nezara viridula (southern green stink bug) is the source of this 1598-nucleotide messenger RNA. The record is from the annotation of a GenBank genome assembly. NCBI's taxonomy places the organism in Eukaryota, Metazoa, Arthropoda, Insecta, Hemiptera, Pentatomidae.